CAUUGAGGACUCCCACACAGCAUGAACAAGGACUGACUAAACGGCAUGUCAUGGGUCUUACUGCUCUCCACGCAUGCACAAUGGACUCCCAAUUUACAUAUGUCUUAAUUUUGCUUUUGAAUAUGUUUGAAUAUUCAUCAGGAAUAAUAUAUAAUAAAGGUGAUAUGAAGAGAAGCUUUGCUUGUUCCAGUGAAGGCUUCCCCAAAGACAAUGAAAUAAUCAAGUUGUUUCUUUCCUUGAAUAACUUGGAAAUCCACUGUUUUUUCCAAACUGAAGAUGAACUCACUUCAAAGGGAUUGCUGAGUGUGUUCACAUCUGGAGGUCUCGCUCCCAGCCUGGAAAUCCUAAAUAGUACUUACCAUGGCAUCUUCCACUUCAAUUUAACUUUGUUCAGUGAUCGGGUUUUCUGGUUAAUUGAUAUUCCUAGAGAAAACAUCACAAGAAACACAGAUAUUGCAGCUACAGAACAAUGGCUAGUGAGGAUCUCUUUACAUCAAGGAUUAAAUAUUUAUACUACUGAAGGAACUCUAUUGGAUAGUAUUCGAGAACCUAUUCUUCAGUGGAAUCUUGGAAAUGUAAUGACCCCAGACCAGCUCAGCUUAUUAUAUCCACAUGUGCUGGAUCUCAAAGUGGCAAAGUGCCCCUGUGCCAAUGAUGUAGCAUUACUUGGCUUUGUUAUGAAUUCUACAUAUAGUGGUGUUUUUAUCGGCGUUACCUUCUCUGGAUUCUGGAAUUACAAUGAUACCACAUGGUAUGAUUUGACCAGUAUCAUGUAUUCACAACUUCAGGAAGAACAUGCAGAGCUUACACUGAUAGACAUGGUCUUAGCAAAUCAUUAUUUAGUUAUGCUCACCUCUUUGGGUCUUUAUGUAAGUGAAGAUCUGCUCCAUCCAAGCAAUCAGAUAAUAAAGCUCUUUAGGGCAGACUUUUGUGGCUUUGAAAGGGUUGACUAUGUCAAGGGAAGGUUGUGGUACAAUGAAAGAUGUUUUGCUAAUAGAGAACGUUUUGAAGUUGACUAUGUUACUAUCACCUUUGACAGGAAUAGGACUCUAAGUGAGUCAAGCUCUUGUUUUUAUAGUCAAGAACCAUUCCUUAAUUGGAUGCCUUGCAUACCAUAUAAUUCCAAAAGUGUAAAAUCUUUGCCAAAGGUGAUAACAUUUCUUGUUGAUCCAGAGCAAAAUACUGGUGUUUACCUCUUCAGUGAUAUGGCUACCAAACGUACCAUGGUUACUGUGAAUGUUCUACAGGAUUCACAACCAAGUCUCCAAACCAAAUUUCCUCCUUUCCACUUUCCUGCCUCAUUCUCUAACCCUCUUGGGAUGGUGUUUCAUCCCCGAAGCCACUUUCUUUAUGUUUAUGGAGACCAGAUCUGGAUUUCAAUGGAUGGUGGCAACACGUUUGAACUAAUCUGUGCAUUUUACCAUAACGUCAUUGAGGACACUUACCAUAGCUUUUAUACUUCAGAUAUUGUUUUGGUUUCCAUAAAUAGAAGGAUUUACUUGACAAAGGCAGGACUACAAGUAUUUACUAGAAUUGGAAUCAUUGAUGACCCAGUUUUCACAUUAUACUAUGAUCACUUGGGAUUCAUACAUAAACUAACUCCAGAUCACUUUGACUCUGGUGCAGAAGUUGGAGCCUUGGGAAGUUCUACAAGUAUUUUUGGAGAGGCUCCUGAUUUGGGCUUUGAGACUGCACUUGCUCCACAGUAUAUCUCCCUUAAUGAGAUGGCAUUUUUUGCAUACGCACCUCUGAACGAACCUGUGAGCACUGUCCGUUCAAAGAUAUUUAGAAAUGUUCACUUUGGAAAACUGAUACAUUCUGGUAAAUCUGGAGUAGCUGCCAUAAAGAAGGUACUGCGGCAUAAGAAGCCUGUAGGAUUUUUGACCUCAGUCCUCACAGAACUGAUAGAACCCUUUGCAGUAGAAGAAGCAAAUGAGAGCUCUUGUUUGUCUAGCUCUCUUUCCAUUGAAGAAACUCAUACUGCCUCCUAUAAACUUGUUCUUGAUCCACAAGUCACUGACGCCUCGUUUGAAGCUACGGAUAUAGAGAAGACAGUGAUCCUUCCCGGCUUCAGCAGUUUCCUGAUCACAGAGAUUAUAGAUACUAAGAAUGCUUUGGCUUUGGCUACUAUGCCUAGGAGUGUACCCAAAAAUACGACCUUUUUAAAAGGCCAUUGGUACUUACACAACUUUGGACAAAGGAAUGGACGGACAUGGAAAAUAUUUUUGAAACCAUGUAAUUAUUUGCUACAACAACUUGGUGAGGAUCAGUCCAUCAAUUCUGUGAAAUACAUUGAUGUGGGAAACACUCAGAAGCUUGCUGUUAAGGUCAUACCCAACACAAAAGGUAUUCGGACACUUGACAUGCCAUUGAUUAAAGUAUUAGGGAACCCAAAUUUGUUGGAUGUUUCAGUAAAUGGCUCUUUUGACAAUACUGACAGUUAUUCAAUGGACAUCUCUGUGACUAGCAGAUCUGUAUAUCAAGGUUCCACUUCUCUGGCAUUGGUUAUGUGGGAAGCCUCAUCAGAGUGCUUCGUGACCACGCUGGUGCCCACACUCAAAAGCAGCUGCAGUUACCUCAGGGCUAUGCGCCAUGUCCCCAGAAUGGCCAUCCCGCCCGAAGACUGGCUUAGCGGAGAACACCAAGACAGUCAGGGUUUCAACAGGAUCAAAACACUGCCGGUAAACUACAGGCCUCCAUCUAAUAUGGGAAUUGCUAUUCCACUCACAGAUAAUUUUUAUCAUGCAGAUCCUAGCAAACCCAUACCUAGAAAUCUAUUCCAUAAGUCAAAGGAAACAGGGAAAUACAAACAGUGCGCUGGCGCCUCCAACCGGGAGGAGUGCAAUUGCACAAAUGACCAGAAGCUUUCAGACUCUGUCGCUUUCUCCGACUGCAAAGAAAAAGUUCCACGUUUUAAGUUUCCAGUUACACAAUAUCCAGUUACCUUGGAAAUUUACAGCGAGGAUGGACUUAUCCCGGUGAAACCUACAUACCUGGUCACAGUGACUGAAGUUAACACGAGGAAAAACUGGGAACUAAGACACACUAUACCUGAAAAUAUUAAAAAAAUGAAAAGAUAUUUGGAACCAGUUCUUGAUGCUUCAGUAUAUAAUCCUUUAGGUCUCAACCUAAGUAUAAAGGGUUCUGAGCUGUUUCACUUUAGAGUGUCUGUUGUUCCAGGGGUCACUUUUUGUAACUUAUUGGAAGAAUUUCAGAUUUACGUUGAUGACGCGCCAUUGCCAUUUCCAGGACAUACGCUUAUUGCCGUGGCAACGGCCGUAGUGAUGGGGGCGUUGAUUUUUACAGUAUUUAUGUUCCAGCUGCGUAACAUCCACCCAGGGGCAGCAAUUCGAAAAUGGAUUCAAGGAAACAAAGUGAACAUAUCAAAUAGCAGUGUCUCAUAGCAUAAACUAAACAACAUCCUACAUCUCAUUUCAUCAGACAAAUCCCAGAACAACAUGCUUAAGUGUUAAGUUUACAAAACAAAACCAGAUAAAAAUACUACAGAAUUACUAUUAUAAUUCAAAGUAUUAUCUGCCAAUAAGUUUACAAUUCCAUUCUCUUAUUUUGAAUACAUAAGAAAUUUAUUUCAGCACUUA
Molecule: messenger RNA, 3599 nt
Organism: Dipodomys spectabilis (banner-tailed kangaroo rat)
Lineage: Eukaryota; Metazoa; Chordata; Mammalia; Rodentia; Heteromyidae
Gene: Catsperb
Product: cation channel sperm associated auxiliary subunit beta
Cellular component (GO): cilium; CatSper complex
Source: RefSeq, a predicted model, not a curated record